This is a messenger RNA of Macadamia integrifolia, 1695 nucleotides long. Its product is annotated as pentatricopeptide repeat-containing protein At2g13600-like. Gene Ontology annotation, biological process: RNA modification. The record is from RefSeq and is a predicted model, not a curated record. The transcript has a single exon. Gene Ontology annotation, molecular function: RNA binding; protein binding. NCBI's taxonomy places the organism in Eukaryota, Viridiplantae, Streptophyta, Magnoliopsida, Proteales, Proteaceae. Bases 1 to 1695 code for a protein of 564 amino acids.
AUGCGUUUGUUGUAUACUCCUCCACGAACUGGUGGUGGUCGUGGGAUGGUAUUUCCAUUCUCUAAUGUUUCCUCGAAGAUUCUGGCGCGAAAGAAAACCGUUAAACAGAAGCAGAGUUUGCGGGAGUGGUCUUUUGAUGAGACGAUUAAGUUUUGGACGAAGAAGAUAACAAAUUACGGUAGAGCCGGAGAACUACAGAAAUCAAUGAAAGUGUUCAGAGAGAUGCCUCACAGGAAUCAAGUUUCAUGGAAUUCGAUGUUGACAGUUCUCCUGAAAGCCAACCGGCUAGAAGGAGCCCGACGCUUGUUUGAUGAAAUGCCUCAGAGAAAUUCAGUGUCUUACACAUUGAUGUUGGCAGCCUUGUCGAGCUCAGGUUUUGUUUCUGAAGCUCGUGAGUUGUUCGAUUCUAUGCCGAUUUCUCAACAAAAUGUUUUCUCAUGGACAGCAAUGAUUUCUUGUUACUUCCAGAAUCGUCAUCCUUUGUGUGCUUUAGAGCUUUUCUCAAGUCUUUAUGAUGAUUUCUUCUUCCUUAAGAUAAUACCCAAUUCGUACACCUUUACUGUUCUUGUGAAAUCCUGUUUGGACUUGGAAGCACUCACAACAGCAACGCAGAUCCAAGCUCUCAUUGUAAAACUGUUAGAUGACAAUAAAGAAUCUGUUUUUGUUCAGAAUUCCUUGAUUGAUUUGUACUCCAAGCUAGGAAUCUUAGCUGAUGCUGAGAAGAUUUUCUGGUUGUUAAAGUGGAAACAUUUAAGUUCAUGGAACAUUAUGAUGGCAGCUUAUGCCCAUCACCUCCUGAUCGAUAAAGCUUUUGGAAUUUUCAGUUCUAUGGGAGAAAAAGAUACUCUUUCGUGGAACAUUAUGAUAUCAGGGUUUUCAGAAAUUGGUUGUUCUGCCAAAGCUUUAGAAUUAUUUCUUCAAUUAACGAGGUCACAGCAGCCACAAACAGAGCCUAAUUCCUCUACGUACACAAUCAUUCUGACUGUUUGCACUACCUACUGCAUGCUUGAAAUGGGAAGACAGGUACAUACUUGCACCAUUAAACGUGGUCUCCAUGGGAGUAAUGCCUAUGCAGGCAAUGCACUGAUCAAUAUGUAUGCUAGAUGUGGAAUGGUCAAAGAAUCAGAACAAGUUUUUGGUGAGAUGCCUAAUAGAGACGUCAUUUCUUGGAAUUCAAUGAUACUAGGACUUGGGCAGAAUGGGUAUUGCAGAAAAGCUCUGGAGGUAGGAGAAAAGGCACUAGAAUGCCACGUCUAUAACCAAAGUACCUUCAUUGGAUUGCUACAAAGUUGUAGCUAUGGGGGAUUAGUUGAUGAAGGGUUGAAAUACUUCACUUCCAUGAGUACAAAAUACUGCAUUGAACCAACCUUGGAUCACUAUAUAUGUGCUAUUGAUAUGCUUGCAAGAGCUGGUAAAAUAGUUGAGGCACAUAGCCUAUUGCUUGAGAUGCCAUUUGCUGCAAAUGCCAUUACUUGGGAAGCUCUUCUUAGUGGAUGUAUGCUUCAUGGGAAUGAGGAGGUAGGUGAAAUAGCUGCUUACCAGCUUCGGAGUUUGGAGCCCUGUAAUGUUGCCAGCUAUGUGAUGCUAGCGAAUAUAUAUAGACAAACAGGAAGGCUUGAGGAAUCAAAUUGGCUUUUCAGUUUGAUGAAUGAAAUUGGUUUGAAGAAGGAAUUGGGUUGCAGUUGGGUUGUUUAA